Osmia bicornis bicornis is the source of this 2854-nucleotide messenger RNA. RefSeq names its product tubulin beta chain-like. The coding region runs from base 1043 to 2410 and encodes 455 amino acids. The transcript is spliced from 3 exons. Gene Ontology annotation, molecular function: GTP binding; GTPase activity; structural constituent of cytoskeleton. The record is from RefSeq and is a predicted model, not a curated record. NCBI's taxonomy places the organism in Eukaryota, Metazoa, Arthropoda, Insecta, Hymenoptera, Megachilidae. Gene Ontology annotation, biological process: mitotic cell cycle; microtubule cytoskeleton organization. Gene Ontology annotation, cellular component: microtubule; cytoplasm.
AUGAUAAAGGAUAAACGCGGGCAGUUGUAAAACGUUCAGGAUCGCUAGGAAAGCAAACUAAGGGAAGAAGAAGCAACGAUACGUUGCCAGGACAAACAGGAACGAGAGAUAGGGAAAGAAUGACAAUAAUAGAAAAAGGGUUUUUCAAGCUGUAGGGGAUCGUGGUCUCAGCUGGAGAGCUCUUCGACUAACCACGUCGCUUGCGACCAGCGGCGAAUAAAGCAACGGGUGACUCACGAGACGAAAAGGUCUUGCUUCUCUUCUCCUUUUCAACAGAUUUUUUCGUUUCCGAGCAAUGUUCUCCGCGAGAGAACGCACGGAAUUCGUGGCACGCAAAUUCAUCUAUAGCAAAGGCAAGAAAAAAAUAGCUGAAAGAAGCGAAAUCCGUUAUUAGGAUCUAUGAUCGAAGUUCGUUGAACAGGAUAUCCUGUUUUUAUUCCUGUAGAGAGAAAACGAAACCCUUUCGGAGCGUAUCGAUUCGUCAGGGACACGUUGAACGAAUGUCGAUCGAUCGCAUGGGUGGAAAAAAGCAUGACUCGUCGAUCUUUCCUAUAGUAAGACAGUGAUAAAAAUGCAACCUUGACACUUGGAUACUUGGUACCCUAGGAGGCUAAUAAAACAGGUUGAAAAAUGAAUGUACUUUACGAUGUAAGCAUAGUAGGUGUGGUGAUUAGGGUAUCGCGUUAUCAUCGUAAAGUCCUAAAGGCUGUUAGCCCUCCCUUUUCCUCGUUUCUUCGUCGAACGCGUUCUCGCCGGAUGGAGAGAAUCUUGCUCUUCUCCCUCCUUGCCUGUGUCCCCUGGUGGCAGCCUAGGAGCAGAGCGGGCCGAGAGUCGUGGCCAGGACAGCGACACGAGUGCGCGUUUCCUCGUCAGUUUCGCUCCGAUCCGCUCCACGCUCGUGCACUCCUGCGCGACAUUCGGCUGCACACUUGCACGGUGCACAACAGUUUUACCUCUGCGCAUCGAGGACGUCCGUCGCUGGGACAUACUUUGAUUCUCGAGGAUCGUAAAAGGGAAGUCGCGAACAAAAGCAAAGUUCAGAAUGAGAGAAAUCGUGCAUCUGCAGGCUGGACAAUGCGGCAACCAGAUCGGCGCGAAGUUCUGGGAAGUGAUCUCUGAGGAGCACGGUAUCGAUCAAUCGGGCAUCUAUCACGGAGACAGCGAUCUUCAAUUGGAGCGAAUCUCCGUCUACUACAACGAAGCUUCUGUUGCCACGUCCACGAACGGAGGAAAGUAUGUUCCCCGAGCGAUUCUGCUGGACCUCGAACCAGGUACGAUGGACGCGGUUCGUUCAGGCGCAUACGGGAAAUUGUUCCGACCGGACAAUUUCGUGUUUGGCCAAUCCGGAGCAGGCAACAACUGGGCGAAGGGACAUUACACGGAGGGUGCCGAGCUGGUGGACUCUGUCCUGGACGUGGUGAGAAAGGAAUGCGAAAACUGCGACUGUCUGCAAGGUUUCCAACUGACCCAUUCACUCGGCGGUGGUACCGGCUCCGGUAUGGGCACUCUACUCAUCUCCAAGAUCCGCGAAGAGUACCCGGACAGAAUAAUGAACACGUAUUCGGUGAUGCCGUCCCCUAAAGUGUCCGACACCGUGGUGGAGCCUUACAACGCAACUCUGUCCGUGCAUCAGCUGGUCGAGAACACCGACGAGACUUACUGCAUCGACAACGAGGCACUCUACGACAUCUGUUUCCGUACUUUGAAGGUUUCGAAUCCCAGUUACGGGGACCUGAAUCAUCUGGUCUCGCUGACCAUGUCCGGUGUUACGACCUGUCUCAGGUUUCCCGGCCAACUGAACGCCGACCUGAGAAAAUUAGCGGUGAACAUGGUUCCCUUCCCUCGUCUCCAUUUCUUCAUGCCAGGCUUUGCACCGCUAACCUCCAGGUCUAUGCAACAAUACUCGGCGCUCUCGGUGCCGGAGCUCACGCAACAGAUGUUCGACGCGAAGAACAUGAUGGCCGCCUGCGACCCCAGACACGGUCGAUACUUGACCGUCGCCGCCGUGUUCCGCGGUAGAAUGUCCAUGAAGGAAGUGGACGAGCAAAUGCUCAGCGUGCAGAACAAGAACAGCUCUUACUUCGUCGAAUGGAUACCGAACAACGUGAAAACCGCCGUUUGCGAUAUACCACCGAAAGGGUUAAAGAUGUCGUCGACCUUUAUCGGAAACACGACCGCCAUUCAAGAACUGUUCAAGAGAAUUUCCGAACAGUUCACCGCCAUGUUCCGGAGGAAAGCUUUUCUGCAUUGGUACACCGGCGAGGGUAUGGACGAGAUGGAAUUCACGGAAGCCGAGUCGAAUAUGAACGAUCUGGUGUCCGAGUAUCAACAAUAUCAAGAAGCCACCGCCGAGGAAGAUUUCGAGGCCGAAGAAUGCGCCGACGAUUUUGAGACCUGCGAUCAAGAGUGAACGACCGCCCAACGAUUAUCUUUUUUAUAUUUCUUCCUCGUCUCUUUCAGCUUUGUCAACGUAGUAACGAGAACGGCCGUUAUCUCUUUCUCUCUUUCUCGCUUUCCAUUUUAUACUUUUAUACGUGACGUUUCUUUUUCACGAUCGCGAAGUUUGAUACACCUCGGUGUCCCUUCGAACGACUCGUUGCUACGUUUCGUCCAAUUUUCAAUGCGAUAAGGUGGAUGGCGUGAAGCUCGAAAGUUAGGAAAAGAAAAAUGUAAUACAACCAGCGUCCGAUAUUCUGGGUUUGCGAGCAACGGCUCGCGACUCGACCAAAGGCCAAAGCGCUCAAACCAAAAAUCAAUCUUCUACGUUGUAUCCACGAAAAAACCAAUCUAUCUAUCGUCUGCGUGUAAUCGUGGCAAGCGUUUAAAUGUAGCGCAAGUUUGUUCCUUGAAAAAA